Molecule: messenger RNA, 3701 nt
Organism: Corylus avellana
Lineage: Eukaryota; Viridiplantae; Streptophyta; Magnoliopsida; Fagales; Betulaceae
Product: transcription factor GTE10
Molecular function (GO): protein binding
Source: RefSeq, a predicted model, not a curated record
GCAGGCUUUCGUUCUCUCUCUCUCUCUCUUCUGUCUCUCUAGCGCUGUCUCGCUGGCUGUGGAGGUUAGCGAAGAAGGAAGGGGUUUUGGGAUUAGGGUUUGGUGGUUUGCACGCAUUUGGAGACGGCUCUGCUCGGAGAUCCAGGUUUUGAAUUGGACUCUUGCGAAGCAAUUCUAGGGUUUGUACUUUGUAUCGUUUUCUCGCAUUGUGUUGUGCGGUGCGUGCAAUUUCUUUAGCUUCGAUUGGGGUUUAUUCUCGAUCUAGGGUUAUGUUCUCUUCUCGGUUUAGGUUUUUCUCCUAAUUCUUUAUUUGCUGCGAUCUUGUUGAGUUCGCUCAGAGCGUAGGAUCUGAGACCAAGAAAGAGGAGGUUAUUGGGGUUAUUGACCGACCAAAAAAAACGAAAAUUUUCUAGGGUUUGUGGUUUUGUUCUUGGGGUUUGUAAGGGUCUGGGGGUUUACAUUGCGUGGAUUGGGUCAGGAAAUUUGUCGUGGUUAGGGUGGUCGCAAUCGUCAUUUGUCAUUUUGUCACUUGAAAUCGCUUAUUGUUCUACUAUAUUUUAGCUUGUAAAAUUUGUGGAUUUUGAAUUUGGUAUUGCUGGAGAAUAAAGAAGAACACUAUUGUAACGGAUUUUUUUUAUAAAAAAUUUGGCAUUUUUUCAAGCUGGAAUGCUAUUGAAGAGAACCGAACAAGUGCCACUGUUUUCGGCUUAAGUAUUGUUUUUGAGAUCAUUUUUGAAGAUACAGGAAAAUAAGCCAAUUGGGUAAUGAUGGAAAUAUUGGGAUUUAUCUUAAUUUGAUAAUUGAAUUGGAUCUUUUUGCAUGAUUUAUCAGAUUUGGAAAUAUAGGAUUUUCUAAGAUUGAUCCGGAGGGCAUUGCUUUUUGUCACAGUUGAUAUGUGCUGUUAUUGGGGGUUUAUCUUAUGGCACCAACUGUUCCCAUAGACUUCACUGGACAGAAGGAAUCGAGGAAGUGUAUGCUUUCACAAAUGAUGGGGAAGUCACGGAAGUACUCUAAAGGACAUUCGACUGGUUUUGUAUCGGAUUACCGGCAUGCGGUUGAGACAAUGGGUGAAUCAGAAGGGCUCGGUAGCUCUGGGCGGGUUGAGACGGAGAUGACGGUUUCUGAGGAUUCCUACGCCCCAAAGAGGAAAUGCAUUAGCUUGAACACGGAUGGUUAUGAUGGUUUUGUUGUACCUAUGCAAGUUUUGUCAUUUUCUAAGAUGUCACGGUCUGAAAGGAAGGAUUUGGAAUUAAGGUUGAAAAUGGAACUUGAACAGGUCCGUACCCUUCAGAGGAAAGUUGAUAGUCUGAGUUCAAAUGUUGUUGUAUUGUCCCCAUCUAGUGAUAUAAGGAGCUGCAGUGAUGGGAAAAAGAGGCCUCCGCUAGAGAGUUUUCAGAGGUCAUCUGAAGUAUUGGCCCCACUUGGUAAGAGAAAGGCUCCUGUGGCGCGGAAUGGUUCUCGAGCUAAAAAAAGUUCAUCUGGGCGUUUUGAACCGACAAAACUGGCUGCAGUAGUGAGCACUUCAAAUGCUUUGUUGAUGGAAAAAUGUAAGAUGUUGCUAGAAAACAUGAGGUCACAUCAGUUUGGUUGGGUUUUCAAUGAACCAGUGGAUGUUGUGAAGUUGAAUAUUCCAGAUUAUUUCACUGUUAUUAAGCAUCCAAUGGAUUUGGGCACCGUGAGGAGUAAGAUGACUUCAGGUGAAUAUGCAAGCCCAAUGGAGUUUGCUGCUGAUGUGCGGCUUACUUUUGCAAAUGCUAUGACUUACAACCCACCAGGAAAUGAUGUACAUUUUAUGGCCAAAACACUCGGUAAAUACUUUGAAGCAAGAAUGAAAGCUAUUGAGAAGAAGCUUCCGGUGACCACUGAUGAGCAAUCAGUGCCUUCAAGAGCCGGUGAUCAUAUAGAAAGUGAAAUAACUAUGCAAAUUCCACCCGCAAAAAGGAAGAAAACCAUCCCACGGGAUGACGCUAGUGUUAAGCCAGAGCCUGUUAGGCAGAUAAUGACUGGUGAAGAGAGGCUGAAACUGAGCACAGAAUUGGAGGCUUUGUUGGGAGAGUUGCCUGAAAGUAUUGUUGAUUUCUUAAAAGAACAGAGUGCUGGGCAAGCCAACGAGGAAGAGAUUGAGAUUGAUAUUGGGGCUCUCAGUGAUGAUACCCUGUUCAAACUAAGGAAGCUUUUAGAUGACUAUAUGCUGGCGAGGCAGAUAAACCAGGAAAAAGCCGAACCUUGUGAAAUUGAGCUUCUUAAUGAGUCUGGGGUUAGCAAUUCAUCAAUGCAACUAUGCAAUGACCAGGUUGAUGAGGAUGUAGAUAUCGUCGGCGGUAAUGAUCCGCCUGUUUCAAGCUACCCUCCAGUGGAGAUAGAGAAAGAUGCAGCCAAUAGAAACAGUAAAUGCAGCAGUCCAAGUAGCUCCAGUAGUGAAUCGGGCUCUUCAUCCAGUGAUUCGGAUUCAGGCAGUUCAUCUAGAAGUGAAUCAGUUGCUGCUAAAGCUUCAGUUCCUGUUACUGCUGUUAAGGAAAACUUGGGUUCUGUAGCAAAUUUAGAUCAAAAGAAAAGCGAUCUUGGUGAUUCUGAAGUUGAAAAUACUUCAAUAGAUGGGGUGGGGCUAGUUGAGCAGGAUUCUCAGUCCAAGCCAAUUUCUGCCGAGGCAGAUGGUCGUCAAGAGGCGGAGAGUGCUCCAUCUGAGAGGCAAGUCUCCCCCGACAAGCUUUAUCGUGCAGCUUUAUUGAGGAGUCGUUUUGCUGACACCAUACUUAAAGCUCAAAAAAAGGCACUUGAAAAGGGUGAAAAGGGUGAUCCUGAAAAACUACGACUCGAGAGAGAGGAACUUGAAAGGAAACAGAAACAAGAAAAAGCUCGAUUGCAAGCUGAAGCCAAGGCUGCUGAAGAGUUUCGAAGAAAGGCUGAAGCUGAAGCCGCUGCCGAAAUUAAAAGGCAAAGGGAACUAGAGAGAGAAGCUGCACGUCAGGCCUUGCUGAAGAUGGAGAAGACCGUUGAUAUCAAUGAGAACAGUCAAUUCUUGGAACACCUGCCAAGUUUCACUGAAGAGACAAUCCCAGACGUUUGUCAAGAUGGGUUUGGUAGUUUCACACUUCAGGGCACUAGUAACCCCUUGGAACAACUUGGACUAUACAUGAAGGCAGAUGAUGAGGAAGACGAGGAAGAAGUUGAACCACUGGAGAGUGCUCCAGAACCAGCAAUCGACGUCGAGGAAGGAGAAAUCGAUUGAUCGAUUGAUCGGUAAAUUUCUUUCUAUGAGUGAGACUUGAAAAUGGUCAGCCAGUGGAACACUGACCAUGCAUGCACCUUGGAUCUGGCUUUCUGAGCCAAUCUCCUGUUUGAUGGUGGGCUCAUACCUUUGAACUGAAGAUGGAAUGCCACAAGCAUGGUGGGUGAGCAGCUAUGGGUUUGGUGAAAUUUGGGUUUGGGUUCAAUAUGAUAAAUAUUUGGUUGUGGAUUGGGAUGUGGUGUGAGAGGUUUUGGAACGUAUUGGUAUAAAGAUUGCUUUGUCACCCAUGAAGGAGGAUGUGCUUUUGGGUUUUUGAUAGAAGAAGAGCUGUACCAAUCAGGAUUAAUUCAAUUUUUGUCUGUAAAAAUGGAAAUUCAUAUAUGUAGUCUGUCAUGUGUUACUUUUAGAUGUGCAACAAUUGUAAAAUAUUCAAAGCCCAAAGAAAAUGGCAUUUGCUCACUUCUUCCUGACA